UUUAACCCUCGUUAAAGACUUGCCGACGCAAAUUUCUCACGCCGAGUAGAGCAGCUGUAUCACCGGCCAUCGCCGGUUUUUCGUCCCUCUCUUCUCCGUUUUUCUGAAACAUGGCGCUGCUGACUCCUCUCUUCGCUUUCCUCUAUCAUUUACCGCAGGUUUAUAAAUGGCUCCUGAAACCGUACUACGUAGCGUCCUUGUUUAUGUCGGUAGCUUUCCUGCUCGUCCGCAAGACCCCCGGAAUCUGCGAACAUCUUUCGACGCAGAGGGAGGACGGGAACCCCUGCGACUUCGACUGGAGGGAAGUGGAGAUACUGAUGUUUCUGAGCGCUAUAGUCAUGAUGAAGAAUAGAAGAGCAAUAACGGUUGAGCAGCAUGUGGGGAACAUCAUUCUCUUCUGCAAAGUGGCGAAUGUGAUUCUGUUCUUCAGACUGGAUAUUCGCAUGGGACUGCUCUAUCUGACCCUGUGCAUUGUGUUCCUCAUGACCUGCAAGCCUCCCCUCUACAUGGGCCCGGAGUACAUCAAGUACUUCAGCGAUAAGACCAUAGACGAAGAGCUGGAGAGAGACAGUCGUGUGACAUGGAUUGUGGAGUUCUUCGCUAACUGGUCUCCAGAGUGCCAGUCUUUUGCUUCAGUCUAUGCCGAUCUGUCCCUGAAGUACAACUGUGCUGGGCUGAAAUUUGGUAAAGUGGACAUUGGGCGCUAUGGUGAAGUGUCUAAGAAGUAUAAGGUUAGCACAUCUCCUCUCUCCAAGCAGCUGCCCUCCUUGGUGCUGUUUCAGGGGGGUAAAGAAGUCAUGAGACGCCCUCAAGUGGACAAGAAAGGAAGAGCAGUGUCUUGGAGCUUCACUGAGGAGAACAUCAUCAGAGAGUUUAACCUAAACGAGUUGUAUCAGAAAUCGAAGAAGCUCAAUAAGACCAAAGGAGAGAAGAGUGAGAAGCUGAAUGAAUCGCACUUCCCCCCUGUGCCUGAGGAGGAGGAGCCGGAGUCCCAGGAGGUCGAGAAAGAGACCAAGAAGGACAAAUAGAAUGUUCCGGCUGGUGAGCACUGUGACAUCACUGUGGAACUGAACGGUUUUAUGCAAAUAACUCUGAUUGAUGUGCAGUGCAGAAAGUUCCAUGGCAACAAACGCUUGAAAUUUUCAGUAACAUAAUCAGUUUAACUACAGAAUCAGCCAAGCUAAGUCUUACCUUAAUUUACACUGAAAAAACACUCACUACCGCUGUUUAAUAGCUCACAGCCAUUCAGCUACUGUUGAGACGUGAAGACGGGCGUUGUACUGAUGCUUUUCCUGUUGACAGUGUUUUCAUAAUUUAACCAAAUUAAACAUUUCGUAGUUCCUACCUCUGAAGAAGUUAAUGAUGAUAGGGUAGUAAUAUAUAGACUGGAGGGGGCGUUUAACUCAUUCUUGCCUACUGUUGGCAUCCUAAUCUUCAUUCCAAUUUUUUUUUAAUUUUUAAUAAUCAUUCCUAUUUUACCUUUUCUUCUUUUGCUAGUCUUGAAGUAAUUUACGAAUGUGUUUGUCUUGUAUAAUAUUGCUUUUCUUGUACUAGCACCAAGUGAUGGUCUCAACAAUAAAGGGAUGAACUGUAAGCUGCAGAUGUACAGUUCCUUUAUGGAAGCUUCUUAUCAGAAGAAUUUUCAGUGCAGAACAUCACUGUUAGUGUUAGUAUCUUGUAAGAGUUUUAUUACAAGGCAGUAUGAGCACAACACCAGUGCUAUAUAUUGACAUUCUCAGACACACACAACUUCCUUAUUACUUUCCUAUUGCAAUCUGUGUUGUCUUAAUUAUGUUUUGUUACUUUAGUACUUACACUAAGGAUGUUUCUGUCUUGGUUUGGACCUGUGGGGUUUUCUUUUUUUUUAAUAUAUAUAUUGCAUUUGGACACUGAUACUGCUCAGCAAAGCAAACUGCUGUCACUGUUCGCUACUUUCCUUUGGGUCUCUGUGUAUCCGUGGAAGUCAGUGUUAUUAGCUAUGAUGCCUAACUGGACCUAACUUUCAGUUACAUUGCCCAGAGCAGGACUGUACUGUGCAUGUGCCCUAGUGAAUGACUGAGGUUUCGGAUGAAUAUUUUUGUCAAGCCAAUAAAAAUGUAAAAGAAGUGUUGAAAAAAA
Messenger RNA from Colossoma macropomum (tambaqui), 2118 nucleotides. RefSeq names its product thioredoxin-related transmembrane protein 2b (gene tmx2b). Gene Ontology annotation, biological process: brain development. Bases 111 to 1028 code for a protein of 305 amino acids. Gene Ontology annotation, cellular component: membrane-bounded organelle. The transcript has 8 exons. Lineage: Eukaryota; Metazoa; Chordata; Actinopteri; Characiformes; Serrasalmidae. The record is from RefSeq and is a predicted model, not a curated record. Gene Ontology annotation, molecular function: disulfide oxidoreductase activity.